Penicillium lagena is the source of this 2370-nucleotide messenger RNA. RefSeq names its product Concanavalin A-like lectin/glucanase subgroup. Gene Ontology annotation, biological process: carbohydrate metabolic process. The record is from RefSeq and is a predicted model, not a curated record. Gene Ontology annotation, molecular function: hydrolase activity, hydrolyzing O-glycosyl compounds. The coding region runs from base 1 to 2370 and encodes 789 amino acids. NCBI's taxonomy places the organism in Eukaryota, Fungi, Ascomycota, Eurotiomycetes, Eurotiales, Aspergillaceae. The transcript has 6 exons.
AUGAGCUACACAAACCCUAUCCUCCCGGGCUUCAAUCCGGACCCAUCCAUUGUUCGCGUCGACCGAGACUUCUUCUUGGUGACGUCAACGUUUGAAUACUUCCCCGGCGCCCCCAUCUAUCACAGCCAAGAUUUAAUCCAGUGGAAAUUGAUCGGCCAUGCAUUAACGAGGCCCAGUCAACUCCAGAUCCACACCCCAGAGCCCGGUGGGGGCGUGUGGGCGACCACGAUACGAUACCAUCGCGGUGUAUUCUAUAUAGUUGCCGCAAGCUUCCAGCGCUAUCGCCCACAGCUGGACGACCGUGUAUGGCCCCAGGGGUUCUACGUCAAGACCACGGAUAUUUGGGAUGAUACAACUUGGUCGGAACCUGUGUACUUCGAUCAAGUCGGAUUUGACCAAGAUCUCUUCUGGGACGAUGAUGGCACAGUAUACCUCUCAUCCACAUACCGGAAAUUGCAGCCCACACCCAAUGCCAACCUCAAAGACUUUGCCAUUCAUAUAUGCACAGUCGAUCUUUCUACUGGAAACUCGACGUCAGAGCCAAAAUUGAUCCGUGAAUCGUCCUCGGGCGUCGCUGAGGGAUCUCACAUCUUCAAACGCGGCCGUUACUGGUACCUCUUCACCGCGGAAGGAGGAACCGAAAGUGGACACUGUGAAUGGGUCAGUCGCAGUGAAACGGGUCCGUUUGGUCCAUGGCAUGUCGGGCCGAACAAUCCCCUCUGGAAUAAUGGAGUAGAAGACGAAGUACAGAACACAGGCCAUGCGGACCUGGUCGAAGAUGCGCACGGACAGUGGUGGGCGGUCUUACUGGGAGUUCGACCUAUGCGAAUAGAAGGAACGUGGGAAGAUUCUGUCCUGGGCCGAGAGACCUUCCUGGCGCCUGUCGAGUGGAAGGACGACUGGCCCGUGAUUAAUGGUGGCCAGCACAUCAGCCUUCAGUCAAAAGGCCCAGGCUUGUAUCAAUUCAAUACGCCAGUCUCAUGGAAAGAUGACUUUUCAUCUCCUCUGUUGCAGAUGGGCUGGUAUCGAAAAAAUACUCCCUUCAAGACCGAUUUUUCUCUCACAGAACGUCCGAAUCACCUCCGGCUCUAUGGGGGGCCAUACCAUCUUUCCGUGCCCGCCUGCCCAACGCUGUUCCUACGGAAACAAACGCAUCCGUUCUGUACUUGGGAGACACAGCUGUCUUUCCUUCCCGUUUCUGAACACACCGAGGCCGGAACGGUGGUCUGGUGGAAUUACUUCACAUUUAGUAGCCUCGGCAUUCGGGCUCAGGAUGGCCGUCGUAUCAUUCGUUUUCAACCCUCCGAGGGCAAUUCUGUCGAGUGCCACCUAGAUCCCACCGCAGAUGUCAUUCUUGUGAUCGAGUGUGGCCAUCGCUAUCAAUUUGGAUAUCGUCUAGUGACGGAAAGCCACAUUCACUGGAUGGGUCAAGUGGCCAACCGGGAUGCGACCAAGGCGCCACCUGUGGGCGCGCCUUUUACGGGGAUGAUGCUGGGCCUUGCUGACACCAUGCCUGAACAUCCGCAAUCACUGACCACGGAGCCGAUCUUUGUGUCCGAUGGUAGUGGAGAGACGGUCGACGACUGGUCCGGACUGGCAGAUCCGCUAGAGCGCCGUCGACGCCAGAAUCGGAUCAACCAGAGAGCCCAUCGGAAACGAAAGCGCGAACAAGCGAACCAAGACCCUCGCCCGAAAACCGUGGUGAUAUCCUCUUCCUCAUCUGUGUCUGCUAUCCAAUCAACCGGGCAGCAUGCCGUCGUUGUUCGAAAUGGCAGAGACCAGAUGAUCGACUGCAAUUUUGUGGCUGAAAUGGCAGAACAUUUACUACAAAACUUCGCUCAAGACGCAUACCAGGGCUACUUGUUGGGAUCUCCGACGUCCGAUCACUUGUUGGUAUUGACCAAGAUCAACGUUUUUCGAGCAUUGGCACACAAUAUGAAUCUGAUUGGUUGGUCAAUGGAAAUGAUGAACGACGAUGCGAUAUCACCCUUUAAUAUACCGAUGCCGGGGCACUCUUUACCAGAUCAGAUCCCUUCCACACUGCAACCUACUCGACUUCAGAAAAGCGUGAUACACCAUCCGUGGUUGGAUUUCUUUCCUCUGCCCAAAAUGCGUGACAACCUGAUAGAGGCCGGUGACGACUGGGACGACGAGCAGCUGUGCACCGACAUCAUGGGAUUCUGGAACCAACCGGACAAGGAUUCCGGGCUACUAGUCUGGGGAGAGCCCUGGGAUGUGCGCAGUUGGGAAAUGACCGAGUGGUUCUUGAAGAAGUGGCAGUGGGUUGUGCGCGGGUGUCCCGAGCUGAUGAACUCGACCAAUGCGUGGCGUGCGCGUCGGGGAGAGAAGUUGAUUUUCCGCUAUCUUUGA